AUGCCGAUGACCCCGAUCUCCAUGACGCGACCCUACGGGAUCGCGGCGGGCUCCCCAUCGCUUCUCAGCAACCGGCCACAUGUCCUGUGGCCCGGUCAAGGAAGAAGAAGCCGAGGAGGGGGAAGCAGAUGCCGGUGCAGCCGACGUUCAGUCCGGUGUUCCAGCCGGCGUCAAGCCCUGUCCAGCCGGCGUCAAGCCCUGAUACCUAGUUACUACAGUAAUGUAGUAGACAUUUACCAGAGGGAAUUUCUGGCUCUUAGAGACCGUCUCCACUCUGCCGAACAAGAGAACCUUAAACGCUCCAAAGAGCUCAAUCUGGUGCUGGAUGAGAUCAAGCGAGCCAUCGCUGAGAAACAAGCAUUGCGGGACAUCAACCGUACCUGGAGCAGUCUGUCGGAUGAGACCAAGCUAAAGUUGUGGAAUGUGACCAGCAGUAAGAAUAUUCUGCAGCUUCCCAGCAUCUUCCAUCAUCUGCCACACCUACUUGCCAAGGAGACCAGCCUUCAGCCAGCUGUGCACAUCGGCCAGGGCCGCACAGGAGUGUCAAUAGUGAUGGGUGUGCCCAGUGUAAAGAGGGAGGUGCAUUCCUACCUGGCGGAUACACUGAAUUCGCUGAUGUCAGAGUUAAGUCCAACUGAGAAAGAGGACUCAGUCAUCAUUGUCUUCAUUGCAGAGGUAAGAACCCUCUAAGUAUUCUUAAAGAUACACAGUAUGAAUUCAUUUGUAUUUGACCCCAGGGAACACACAUACUAAUAAAAAAUGUUUAUCUGCUCUGAAAGUUUAUUUCAAUAAAAGUGUGAGCCAAAUGCAUGAAUGUAUUUACAUAAUAAACGUAUUAUUACAUAUAUUUUGAGACAUAU
Molecule: messenger RNA, 860 nt
Organism: Triplophysa rosa
Lineage: Eukaryota; Metazoa; Chordata; Actinopteri; Cypriniformes; Nemacheilidae
Product: alpha-1,3-mannosyl-glycoprotein 4-beta-N-acetylglucosaminyltransferase B-like
Exons: 5
Coding region: 1-690 (229 amino acids)
Biological process (GO): protein N-linked glycosylation
Cellular component (GO): Golgi stack; endoplasmic reticulum; endoplasmic reticulum-Golgi intermediate compartment
Molecular function (GO): acetylglucosaminyltransferase activity
Source: RefSeq, a predicted model, not a curated record